This is a messenger RNA of Falco peregrinus (peregrine falcon), 918 nucleotides long. It is a transcript of the gene PHOX2A, whose product is annotated as paired like homeobox 2A. Bases 62 to 904 code for a protein of 280 amino acids. Lineage: Eukaryota; Metazoa; Chordata; Aves; Falconiformes; Falconidae. The transcript has 3 exons. Gene Ontology annotation, molecular function: RNA polymerase II transcription regulatory region sequence-specific DNA binding; DNA-binding transcription factor activity, RNA polymerase II-specific. Gene Ontology annotation, biological process: regulation of transcription by RNA polymerase II. The record is from RefSeq and is a predicted model, not a curated record.
GGGCCGGGGGCCGGCGGGCAGGCGGCGGCGGUAACGGGCGGGCGGCAGCCGGGGCCGCUCCAUGUUCGCCAUGGACUACUCCUACCUCAACUCCUACGACUCCUGCGUGGCCGCCAUGGAGGCGUCCGCCUACGAGUUCAGCCCCUGCAGCCAGGCCGGCUCCUUCCAGUACAGCCCCAUGCGGGGGGGCUUCGGCACCGGGCCCGCCUGCCCCCCCCUCGCCUCCGCCAACUGCGCUCUGGGCGCCCUGCGCGACCACCAGCCCUCGCCCUACUCGGCAGUGCCCUACAAAUUUUUCUCGGACCCAUCGGGGAUCAACGAGAAGCGGAAGCAGCGGCGGAUCCGGACGACGUUCACCAGCUCCCAGCUGAAGGAGCUGGAGAGGGUCUUCGCCGAGACCCACUACCCCGACAUCUACACCCGCGAGGAGCUGGCCCUCAAGAUCGACCUCACCGAAGCCCGGGUGCAGGUCUGGUUCCAGAACCGCCGAGCCAAAUUCCGCAAACAAGAGCGGGCAGCUAAUGCCAAGGGUGCCAGCGGCACCGCCGGUGGCACUGGCAAGAAGUCAGAGCCGCGCUCUUCCUCGGAGGACGACGAGUCCAAGGAGUCCAACUGCAGCCCGACGCCUGACAGCACGGCAUCCCUGCCCGCCGCCGGCAGCCUCGGCAGCCCUGGCAGCAGCCUGAGCCCCAGCCCUGGUGCAGGGCCACCCAUGGGACCCGGCCAUCCCCCCCAGACCCUCAAGGCGCCCAUUUGGCCCGGUGUGAGCACCAGCAGCGGCACCACCAACGCCGCCGACCUGCUGAAGGCCUGGCAGCCUGCUGAAGCUGUGCCGGGACCUUUCUCCGGCGUCCUCUCCUCCUUCCAUCGGAAGCCCAAUGCCCUCAAGACAAACCUCUUCUGAUGUGCCGGUCGCUG